Messenger RNA from Arvicola amphibius (Eurasian water vole), 693 nucleotides. It is a transcript of the gene Adgrd2, whose product is annotated as adhesion G protein-coupled receptor D2. Gene Ontology annotation, biological process: adenylate cyclase-activating G protein-coupled receptor signaling pathway. The record is from RefSeq and is a predicted model, not a curated record. Lineage: Eukaryota; Metazoa; Chordata; Mammalia; Rodentia; Cricetidae. Gene Ontology annotation, molecular function: G protein-coupled receptor activity. Gene Ontology annotation, cellular component: membrane.
AUGCUCCUGUACACAUUCCUACCCCGAGGUCUUUCCACAGAAGAUUCUGAAGCCUGUCUGUUCCUUUGGAACUGCAGUGUCAACUGCAGGAACCUCAGUCAACAGGGCUCCUGGGCCACCAGCGGCUGCUCGGUGCACCUGAAUUCUACCACCUGCUUCUGCAACCACAGCCCUAGUUUUGCCAUCCUGCUGCAGGUGUUUGAAGUCCAGGGAGGUCCUGAAGAGGCAUCGCUGCUGAGGACUCUGUCAUUUGUGGACUGUGGCAUGUCCCUGUGUGCUCUUGCCACCACCUUCCUACUCUUCCUGGUGGCUGGGGUCCCCACUUCUAAGUAGACCACAAUUCACAAGAACCUCAUUCUUUCCCUGACCUCUGCUGAGGGCUUCCUCAUGACCAGUGAGUGGGCGAAGGCCAACAUGGUGGCCUGUGUGGCUGUCACAGCUGCCAUUAUCUUCUCUUUCUGGCUGCCUUCUCCUGGCUGCCAAUGGAGCAAGGUGGUAGCUGUGAGCAUGCACCCAGGCCCCAGGAUGAAGAUGCUGCAGGCUGGGCUGAGGACCCCUGAUCCCAUUUCUUGUUUUUUUCUCCAUUGCUUUCCAACACUGCCCCACACCUUGACCCAUCCCCAACCCAUCAGUACCAUUCACCAUCCAACAGCACCUCAGAACUGCCCAAUACAUAGCACCCAGCACCACUGA